AUGGAGGGUGCGUGUGUGGAUGUGCGGAUAUUCUCGUCGAAGGAGUUGUCACCGGAGACAGCCGGAAUAACUCCGGUCAUCGGAGUUGCAGGGGAGAAGGGGCAGAGGUUAGGGAGGGAAGAAACGAUAACGGAGUGGAACGAUUGUAACGAUCAAGAAAAGGCAAAAGCCGAUGUCUUCCUCCAUAAACGCAUUGAUGAGAUGUUACAAUUUGAAUAUUCAAAUUUUGAGGAUCCAUACGUUUUGUGGGAAGAUUUAAAAAGCAGAUUUAAUAAUUUAAGGGAAGUUUUACUUCCCACUGCUAGAGAUGAAUGGAACAAUCUCAGGUUCCAAGAUUUUAAAAAGGUGAAUGAAUACACCGCUGCUUUGUUCAGGAUAUGCUCAACGCUCCGAUUUUGUGGGCAAACUGUUAUGGAGGAAGAUAUGUUGGAGAAAACUUUCUCCACAUUUCAUGCAUCAAAUAUAAACUUGCAACAACAAUAUCGGUUGCAAAAGUUUCAAAGAUAUUCUGAUCUAAAUUCAUUUCUCCUCGUAGCAGAGAAAACAAUGAGCUACUAA
Helianthus annuus (common sunflower) is the source of this 558-nucleotide messenger RNA. RefSeq lists its product as uncharacterized. NCBI's taxonomy places the organism in Eukaryota, Viridiplantae, Streptophyta, Magnoliopsida, Asterales, Asteraceae. The transcript has 2 exons. The record is from RefSeq and is a predicted model, not a curated record. Bases 1 to 558 code for a protein of 185 amino acids.